UCAACUAUUUACCAGCAAAAUGAAGCUAAACCCAAUGAUUUCUUACCUAAACUUCUCUCAAUUCCAACUCUGAUUGUGAAUUGUAAUCAAUCAUCGAUCUUAUCUUGAUUCAAGAUUACAAAUUUACAAACAUGGAUAAUAUUUCCAACACUACUCUACAAAUGCUCAUCUCCAACCCACCAAAUUUAACAACCAUCAUCACCAACUCCAUCCCCGCCGCCGCCGCCGCCGUAUCAUCAUCAUCUUCUUCUCCGACGAAUCUCAGCCGAUACGAGAACCAAAAACGCCGUGACUGGAACACUUUCGGUCAAUACCUUAAGAACCACCGUCCUCCACUCUCACUCCCCAGAUGCAGCGGUGCCCAUGUCCUUGAAUUCCUCCGUUACCUCGAUCAAUUCGGGAAAACUAAAGUUCAUACACAAAUUUGCCCUUUUUUUGGUAACCUUAACCCACCCGCCCCUUGUUCUUGCCCUCUCCGACAGGCGUGGGGUAGUUUAGAUGCACUCAUUGGCCGACUCCGGGCGGCUUACGACGAAAAUGGUGGCGGCCCACCUGAGUCUAACCCGUUUGGGGCCCGUGCUGUUAGGCUUUAUCUUCGUGAAAUUCGUGAUUCUCAGGCUAAGGCUAGAGGAAUUAGUUAUGAGAAGAAGAAACGAAAACGGCCAAAUCCACCGGCGGCGGGGAUGAUUACACCUCCGACGAACUGAUCGGAGUUGGGUUGGGUUUAGGGUUUAAUCUUGAUGAUGCAUGGAUGAGAAUCUGAUCAUGGUAGUAUUCAAUGCAUUAUAGUUUAUAUAUUUG
Molecule: messenger RNA, 801 nt
Organism: Impatiens glandulifera
Lineage: Eukaryota; Viridiplantae; Streptophyta; Magnoliopsida; Ericales; Balsaminaceae
Product: protein LIGHT-DEPENDENT SHORT HYPOCOTYLS 4-like
Exons: 1
Coding region: 132-707 (191 amino acids)
Biological process (GO): mRNA transcription; response to light stimulus
Cellular component (GO): nucleus
Source: RefSeq, a predicted model, not a curated record